UCGUCCCUCUCUCGAGUUGUGGUCACUGUGUUUACACGCCGAGGAUGACACUGGUUCCUCCUAGUCGUGCGCUUCGAUCCUAGUCUUUGUUAGGAUUUGUGUUUGUCGAAGUGUUUUCGGGGGGGGAGGGUGGAAGUGGGACAGAAGGGAUCAUGCGGGUCCACGACAACCUGCGCUCCUCGCUGGGAUACGUCGUGUUCCUUCUGUUGCUCGUCGGGUCCCUGGUGACGUUGUUCCAUCCGGAGGCCCGGUGUGCCGACGAUACGGGGGAGCAGAAAUGUUGGAAAAACAGGAGGGUGUACGAAAUACCGGAAGUGGUAAAGUGUCGAAGAGGGCGAGGCCAAUAGACCCUGAUACCGAGGACAACCGCGACAACCGUGACAACGAGGACUAUUAUUACGAGGACGUGGAUGAAAGAAACAAUCCCACGAACGAGGCACCCGUCGUUCCUCCAGGAUUCCUCAGUCCAUCGGUACGAGAGUAUCUGGAUCUUGGUAAAUCGAUACCAGGUCGAGCUGGCACCGAUUAUCCCGUGUUGGGCAAGGUGCCUUACACGAAUUUCUACUGCGACGACCAACCCUAUCCAGGCUUCUUCGCGGACGUGGAGACGAGAUGCCAGGCGUGGCAUUAUUGCGACAUAGACGGACGCCAAGCAACGUUCCUGUGCCCGAACGGCACGCAAUUCAGCCAGGCAGUGUUCGUGUGCGAUUGGUGGUUCAACGUCAGAUGCGAGUUGAGCCCUAAACUGUACGCCAUCAACAGCAGAUUGUACGGAAGGCCCACGGAGAGCCCGACCAGGCCCCACCGCCUCAUCACCAAGGAGCUGUUGGAAAACAUCUUCGUCAGGCGAAAAUGAGGGAGGGAGGGGAGUGCUUCGAGAUUUCGUCGAUUCCUCUUCGUGAGCAAAGAUGGGUACGAAGACACCCUGGAAUGGGCGGAUUGGAUUAGUGGAAAGCGUAAGGUUAAUCACUAAUUAAUGAAAUCUCGAACCGAUUUUUAAAUAAGCUUGACUUCUCAUCAUGAGACUUUGUGUGACGAUCUAUGCGUGUGAUCCUCGCGCGAUCUUCA
Messenger RNA from Apis dorsata (giant honeybee), 1068 nucleotides. RefSeq lists its product as uncharacterized. Gene Ontology annotation, molecular function: chitin binding. NCBI's taxonomy places the organism in Eukaryota, Metazoa, Arthropoda, Insecta, Hymenoptera, Apidae. Bases 278 to 856 code for a protein of 192 amino acids. Gene Ontology annotation, cellular component: extracellular region. The record is from RefSeq and is a predicted model, not a curated record. The transcript is spliced from 4 exons.